ACUAUGAAUCUGAAACUAACCAACGAGGUAAGAAGCUCAGUCAACUUGCUUCAUAACGCACCUGUAUCUUCUGUAAAGGAAGAGAGACAACGCACAGGACGGCUGAUUGCACUUCUUGUGGGCAUCUGCUUGCUGGUGCUGGCGUUAUACCACGCGUGGGUCCGAAGAAUACCAGUGGUAGCUAGUCUAGUGGUACCAGUGCUUAUCAUGUUCGUGUACGUGGGCUGGGUGCUGUAUACCGCGUCGAGGGAUAAGAAAAGGUUAUUGGCGGCGCAAGCAGCAUUAAAUGCGGUCAUCUCGGAAAAUCCUGAUGCCGAUGGACGUACUUCAGAAAUGUCGCAAGGCAAUAUAGAAAUAACAGUCAUAUCCAGCAAAGAAAGUUCCAAAGUCAAUACGCCCGAUGGUUCAACUCGUAAGGACUGGUCGGAAAUAUCUUCAGCAUUAAAAAAGGGGCGUAGAAAACCCGAAGACAAAAGUGUAUGUUUCGUGAAACCUAUAAUACUAAUCAACGAUAAACUUCCAGAGGACCUGGAUUUAGACCAGAAAUGGUCUCAUAUUGCUGAAGCAAUGUCUGUUAAUGAGAGGUUGAAAGUGCUUCAACCGCGUAGGAAGUUUAAGCGGAAAUUUUUUAGAAGCAGGCGACACGCAAUAUUCAAAAGAUCAUAUUCAAUAGGAUAA
Pararge aegeria (speckled wood butterfly) is the source of this 678-nucleotide messenger RNA. RefSeq lists its product as uncharacterized. The transcript has 3 exons. The record is from RefSeq and is a predicted model, not a curated record. NCBI's taxonomy places the organism in Eukaryota, Metazoa, Arthropoda, Insecta, Lepidoptera, Nymphalidae. The coding region runs from base 4 to 678 and encodes 224 amino acids.